Messenger RNA from Anguilla rostrata (American eel), 4016 nucleotides. It is a transcript of the gene haus3, whose product is annotated as HAUS augmin-like complex, subunit 3. Gene Ontology annotation, cellular component: HAUS complex; mitotic spindle; centrosome. Bases 154 to 2070 code for a protein of 638 amino acids. The record is from RefSeq and is a predicted model, not a curated record. The transcript has 5 exons. NCBI's taxonomy places the organism in Eukaryota, Metazoa, Chordata, Actinopteri, Anguilliformes, Anguillidae. Gene Ontology annotation, biological process: centrosome cycle; spindle assembly.
UAAGAACCAGCGCCUGCGCAUCAGCAGCGGAACUCGGCUUACGGCAAGUUUGAGGAGUCAGAGCGCGAAAUUGCGGACAAGAAGCAGGUCGACGGUUGUAAAUUGGCAGUAAAGACGCUGUGUACACCAGGUCUGGAGGAAUACGCCAGAGAAAUGUUGGACGGGGGUCGGUUUGUGGAGGCUGUGGCAAGACUGGGCUACCCGGGUGCCGCUGCGCUAAAGGGCGAGGAUUUUGACUGGCUGUUCGACACGCCUGAGCACCAGCAGUUCCUGCGCUUCUUCUGCAGCAGCGUGAACAAGAGCAAUGUGCUCUCCCCGGAGGAGGUGCGCUCCUUCCGGGCUCUACGGGACUCCGGGAAACCCCUCCUGGACGAGGCCGAGCUCGGGGAGGCGCUCAAGGCCUGCCAGGCAACCUCGGCACAGGCCGCCUCGUCCUGCUCUCAGCUGGAGGAGGUGGACGUGGAGCAGUUGGAGGAGGAGCUCCAGGCCCUGCGCACGGAGAAGAAGCUGAAGACGCAGAGGCUGAAGAGGCUUCAGGUCCUGGCCAUCGGCCGCUCUGACACCGCCCUCCGGCUGGCGUCCCGGCAGGAGGACACUGCCCACAGGCUGAGAGACGACCUCUCCGCCCUGGGGGCCGAGAACGCCGAGACCAACGGUGCGCUGCAGGCGCUGACGGACGAGGUGAAGCGGCUGGCCUCCUUCCUCCGCGUGGAGUGCCCUCUGCAGGAGAGCGAUGGGGCCGCGCCCACCCCGGCCCCGCCCCUAGCACAGGGCCCUCCCGUCUUCCUCUCCCAGCUCUCCCUGGAGCCCUACCUGCACCAGGAGGAGCUCAACACCAAGACCCUGGCCCUCUACACGCAGAAGCAGUUCUUCACAGGCAUCGCGGGCAUGCUCGAGACCUCCAGCCGGGAGAACUUCCAGCUGCUGGACCUCAGCAGCUGCGCGGAGCAGGACGAGGCGGCGGCGGUGGAGGCCCGGCGGUCCGAGAUGGCCCGGCUGCAGUGGGCCCACAUUGUGACCCAGCAUCAGCUGCUCCUGGCCCAGGCUGAGGAGCACGGGACCAGGGCCGGCAUGCAGUGGAUCACCCAGACCCUGCGUGGGAAGGCCAAGCCGUGUGGGUCGGCACAGGCUCUUCAGGCCCGGGAGGUGGGCUUUCAGCAGGAGCUGCAGGCGGUUGGGGGCGAGCUGGAGGCCCUGCUGCGCGAGGCCGUCCCAGCAGCCCUCAGGGGGAGCGCGCGGCUGCUCAACGUGCCGGUGGUGCGCGGCGACUUCGAGCUGCAGCUGGCGCGGCAGGAGUACUACACGUCCCGGCAGGAUCACGUGUGCGCCUGCCUGCUGCGGCAGAAGGCCUCCUUCGAGCUGCUGCGCCUGGCCCAGGAGCUGGAGCUGCGGCAGGGGAGAGCGCUGCUGGGCCUGCUGGAGGAGCUGAGCGGGAGGCUGGAGAGCGCCAGCGCCUCCCUCAGGCAGCGCCUGCACGUCUUCUCCCAGCCCGAGCUCGGCCUCGCCCACGCCAGCCAGCCCUGCACCGUCAUCGGCACCAAGGACACGGCCUUCAGCAGGCUGUAUAAAGCCCUGGAGCGGGACAGUGAGGCCGCAGGAGCGCGGGACGAACCCUUCAGGACGUUUGAGGGGCUGGAGCGGGCGGCGCAGGCCCUGCAGGAGGAGCUGCGGUCCGUCCGGGAGGCUCUGGGCGGGGCGAUCCGGGAACAGGCCUUCGAGGCGGCCAGUCUGGAGGCCGACUGCGACUUGCUCCGCGGGGCGGCGUACUCUGGGCUGCAGCAGCUGGUGCUGACGCCUCAGGUAUGUGCCACGCCCAAUCGGGAGCUCUGCCCAAACUCACAGGAGCUGAGAGGGCAUUUGCAGGACCUGGAGGCCGAGCUCAGCAGCCUGAAUAAUCUGAUGAAAGACAUUGUGGGGGAGAUCCGGGGCAAGAGGGCCCAGCUGGAGCGGAGCCGCACCCUGAAGAAGGAGCGCGAUCUCUACAUCUACUUCCACCUGGACGACAGGCUGCUGAAGAGGGUGGUGCAGGACCUGGAGAGCAGCGUCUGUGGGAAGGGGGAGCGCUCGUAGAGGCCUUGCGAUGGGGGGGGGGGCAGGCAGGCUCGUAUACAUAUUUUUGGAGGGGGUCCCUUUUAUCACUGUUCAGAGGGGACCAUAGGGGAGGCGGGGGAGUCCAUUUUGACUGUUGGACAUCAGCUCUUCUGCAGGAGUGACACAGACUGCUUCCUUUCACACACACACCACACACCUCGCCUCCACUGGGCUGCCAGACAUCGGCUGAGGCUAGGUGUGCAUGUUUGUUUCUUGUUAAAUCCAAACCUAUGUGACUGCUUGAAGACCUUCAGCUGGAUAGCUGAUAGUCAGGUGGAUGAGGGAUUGUGCAACACCCAAAUAUUUCAAGCAGUUUUAAUGAAAAUCCAACCGGUCUGACUGGAGUGCAGUGUAUGCCGCUACAGAGUUUAACUUGUGCGCAUCUAGACGUAUUUUUGCCCGCAAAGCUCAUCUACAACUCGAUGGAUCGAGUUGACUGAUUGACUUACGGUUGAUAUGUAAAGCAAAGGGGAGAGUUUCUGUGGCUCUUAUCGAAUAUUUCCUGAGGAUAUUCAGUGGAGAUCUGUUGUUCAGAUACUAGUCUUGAGAUUGGAUAUCGCACUUAUUUCCCCUCACUGAUGGCAGUUGUCAUGCUGUUCUUUCUUUGUACAAUAUUCGUCUUCGUGUUCUUAGCCUAUUGAUGCAUGUUUGAAUUUCUGACCAAUAACCGGCUUCAAAGGAUACUUCGCCCUUAAGUAGCUCAUGAAAUUAAUUUGGUCCUGUACUAAUGUAUGUAACAACACCAAGUGCUCUUUGAUUCGCAUUACAAUUACAGCCUUUGUAUAUGGGCAUUUUUGUCACAUCCCCCCCAAGUACCAUGGCUUCUGCACAUCAGUUAAAUUUCAUGCUAGAAAACGAUUUGCCUCCUGAUGUAUUCCUGAUGCCAAUGUAUUUUAGUCUACCAUAUCAACCAUCCGUCAAACGUGAAUGACUGACAUACACACAGAGCUAAGAUGGGUCAUUGGCAACCUGCCUAUGGCCAUAAGGACAUCCGUGGAAAGGACUAACCAAAAUGUUUACUUCUCCUGUUUACAUGUUUGCCUGACUACUCCCACAGUAAAAGGAACAAGUCUGGUGUUUGCCCUUUGCCAACCUAUCUUGGACAAUGAGCAGACAUGCCCUAGCUCUGCAUCUGCCCUUCAAAUGCGAGUGAAUAUGGAGGCCAGUUUUACACUCACCUACAGUUCAAGUCCCACUGACCCCAGAAACAUCUUUGAAUUUCAAGUGAUUCUGGUGUCACUUACUUGCCCUGUAAUUCUGUGGCAGUGAAAUGGACCAAACGUAAAAGCAAAGCUGCAUUACAGUGUGAAAACGCACUGGAAUGUAAAACAGGUAGGCAAAAAUUAAACUUCACCGUUUCCUAUAAUUGGAAGGUCCAAGCUGAACCACACAUCCAUUUACAGCACCUUCAGAAAGUAUUCGCCCCAUCUUGAACUUUUUCCACAUUGUCAUGUUUACAUUAACGCUAUACUUGCACAGUACUGUAAGUAGAUCUUCGUAGUGUCUGGGUUGGUCUUCAUGACCGUACAACUGCUCUGACCUGCAGUUUCAGUAGCAAGAACUGAUUUUAAUCUACAGUCAUGCAAUUGAACACACCUGGAUUUGAAAUCCACAUAGGUGGACCUUAAAGUUAGCAUGGUGAAGAAAACAAUAUAUCUGGCCCAAUUUAGGUUGUUAAUUUAAAGGGGUGAAUUCUUGAUUCAGUUUCAGGUAUUUGUUAAAAUAAUUCAUCUUAAAACUGAAAUUUCUUUUCUAACAUUAUUUCCUUAAACAGAAAUAGGAAAUAAAAAUCCAAUUUAAAUAUAUUAUGACUUUGCAACACAGUAAAAUGAAAAACAAUUGGGGGUUUCCUCGCAGACGGGGUGAAGAGGGGUUUUGGUCUAUUAUGUAGCCAGCUAGUUGCCAAUAAAAAAUAUCAAACCUGA